Molecule: messenger RNA, 7486 nt
Organism: Spirodela intermedia
Lineage: Eukaryota; Viridiplantae; Streptophyta; Magnoliopsida; Alismatales; Araceae
Source: the annotation of a GenBank genome assembly
AUGGAGCCGGACGUGAGCAUGGAGACCGGCUCCAUGAUCCGUGUCGCAGUGCUUCCUGUGGGGGGUCCAGUUCCCCCGGACCAGCUCCGGGACUAUGUAUCCAUGCUGGUGCGACACCAACAAGUCGCGCUCUCCUCCAUCAGCUCCUUCUACAUGGAGCAUCAGAAGAGCCCCUUCACCAACCAGCCAUGGGAGACUGGCAGCCUCCGAUUCAAGUUCAUGGUCGGCGGCUCCCCGCCCAGCCCCUGGGAGGACUUCCAGUCGAAUCGGAAGAUCCUGGCCGUCGUUGGCAUCUGCCACUGCCCCUCGUCGCCGGAUCUGGGCCUCGUAUCGGAGCAGUUCACAGCCGCCUGCAAGGGUUACGCCUCGGCUUUGGUGGAACGGUGCUUCGCCUUCUGCCCCAGCGACUCUCAGGUGCUUACAGAACCUAAUUCGCAUUUCCCUCUAUCGAUAUAGAUGGAUCGCGCCCUUGAAAUGAGCGGAUUUACUGAGCUUGUAUAGCCAUUUUUUUCAUUUGUCACUGCCGGUGACAUAAUUUCACCUCGAAAAGACGAGUAAGUUCGCCGAGGUUUACAUGUCUUCGUAUCUCGAGUUCAGAUUGUUACGUCCCGUUCUUCUGUUAUUCAUUGAUCGCGAGGCAAGUGACUUGGGAUACCUCAUUAAAUUUGGCUUGUCUGUCUUCCUAACGGAAAAAUCGUCUUUCUAGUUAUCCUGGCAUGCCAGAGAAGAGAAGGGUACAAAUGUGAUGUUGAAUCGACACUGGUGAAAUGUAGGUUUUAAAUAGCUUAAUAUGCAAAGUGAAACGCUAGAAAUUUGAAGAACACCGCACGUUUAGGUUUCGAGGACCUUUUCACCCACUUGAGAUAUUUUUUGACGAUUUGAAAAUGUAUGGUUUAAAAAUAAACAUCUAGGAAGCCCUCCCAGGAGGCUUUCUAAACUGAUUUGGACUUUUUCAUCCCAUUUUUAAGAGUCGAGCUUUGCUUUACUUUUAUCUCUCCUUCUAUCAACAAUAUUUUGUCGGCGCAUGUGUAUUCGAAGUGUCUGUUCCUUGGAACUUGAAAAUAGAUGAGUUUAGAAGAGUCUCACUAAGCGUGAUAUGUCCUCAGUUCUUUAGGCUUUCACGAGAUUUAGACUGCGUCUGACCUGGCGUAAACUCCCACUAUAAAUGUUUCACAAGACCUACCCUGAGUCUAGUGAGGCCCUAUUUGCCUGUGUACAAGUUCUACAAGAUUUUGCACAUUUUCUAAUUGGACCUUAGUUCCCAAUAUAGACCUUUUAAAGCGAUCCUCAUCAUUGUCUUAAUUCUCUGGUUACUCCCUCAACUUAUUACUCAUUUCAUUCCGUUAUUUGACAACUCUGCACGAGUGAAACCUGACCCUAUGUGUUUGACUUUGAAAGGGUCGCUGAAAAUUAGUUGGCUACAAAGGCUGCUCUGUAGAUGCAUGUCCCUAUAAAGGGGUCAUGUAUACAUCCCUUGGAGAUUAUCCAUCAAAAUAGGGACAUUGCCUUGAGAUGUCUGAAUGACAUGCCACCUUUUCUAAUGGCUUGUCGGGGUACAGAGCGUACAUGGUGCAUUGACUGUUUGUCGCCCAACAUUAUGCAACGAAAGGCACUUCUGAAUAUACUUAACAGAAGUUAUAGCAAUUAAUUUAUAUUUUUCUUUGCUGUAAACCUUUUUAGGCCUAAUUGUGUCAAGAACCUUCUUCAUUUGGUAACUUAGUGCAACCAAGCGCUUUCAAAUGGCACUGAAAAGGAACCUACUAUGUUCGUCUCCACAAAAGUAUCUACUAUCGUUCCAUGAUACCACAGUGUUCUCUUUUCAUGUGAUGGUUUAUUUAUUACCUUCUCACAGAAAAUAGUGUCUGUACAAAUUGUAAUCUCCAUCAUUUGAAUUUAUUAUUUUUUAUGAACCAUCUUUGUUUUCGUUCAUAUUAUUUUGAUUUUUCUGUCACCACAUCAUUUGUAAAUUCUUCUUUUUUUGACAGCUAGAGGACAAGUUCAACAAAGACCGUCGUAUAAUAUUGUUCCCUCCCUCUGAUAGGAAAACUCAGGAAUUUCACAUGCUGACAAUGGUUCAGGACCUUGCUGCCUCAUUGCUGAUGGAAUUUGAGAAAUGGGUUCUCAGUGCAGAAUCUGCUGGGACAAUUUUAAAGACGCCUUUGGAUUCUCAAGCCAGUCUUAGCUCAGAAGAGGUUGCAAUUCUUUUCUUUUUCAAUUUUGGAGGAGGUUAAUUAUUUUUAGUUUCAAGUCAACUAAGUUAUUGACUGAAAAGAAACUUAUGCAACGUCAUUUGGUGAACACAGUUUAUCAAGGCCAAGAAAAAAAGGCUUGGUCGUGCGCAGAAGACAAUAGGAGACUAUUGUUUGCUAGCUGGAUCACCUCUUGAUGCUAACGCUCAUUACACUACUGCAAUAGAGCUUGCCAGGUUAACAGGAGAUGUUUUCUGGCAUGCAGGGGCCUUGGAGGGUAGUGUCUUUGCCCUACUGGUAGGGACACUCUUUAAGAUUGGUAAAUGAAAUACAUGUUUUCACUGAAAUUAUGACUUUCCAAAUGCAUGAAUUGGUUGAAGUUUUGUUGUCAGACAAUUAUGCUGUCAUCCUGAAAUUUUGUUGAAGACAUUUUCAAGUCAGUGUAUUGUCUUCUAUGUGGACAGGUGGAUCGAAUAGAUGUUAGAGACCCUGCACUUGAAGAGGAGGUAAAAUAUCGUUACUUUACUGUCAUCCAGCUGUACAGAAGGUCAUUUCUUCCAGAUAAUUCCCGAAGGUAGUUGUCUGUUCUUUCUAUCUUAUUCCAAAAGUAGAGUCAGGUUGACAACCUAUUAGUUUUCUUGUUGACUCCUUUUAUAACACUUUACUUUUUUUCUUCAUAAACUACUUCCGUUUUUUUUUUGUCCGGUCACUUUUGUUUUAUGUUAGAUUAUUGAAGUAUUAUAUAAUUUCCCUGAUUCCCGUAUAUACUACAGUCCUGCAAAAAGGAAAAAUAUGAGAAUGGCAAGAUACUUCUUUUUUGUAGCCAUUGUUGUGUACAAAAUUUAAUAAAAUAGUUUUGUUUUCAGUACUACGCGAAUGAUAAUACCUAGGUGCUAUUUUAGUGAGUAACAUUAUCCAUUGUCUUCCGCAUUUUUCUUGUAGAAAUAGGUUUUCUCCACUGGUUUGUUUGCACCUUUUGCAACUUCUGAAACGUGGAAGACACAUGAAUGAUUGAUUUUUCUGCAUAAACGAUCUUUGUGCGCUUUGUUACAUUUCUACCAAUUAUAUUCGUAUUCAUGUACUGCGUUUUGUAAAUUAUUCCAAAAUUCUUCUCUUAGAUCUUCGUAUUGCUGCUUAGACCAUUUAACUACUUUUAUCAAGCCGGACACUGAUAUUUCUACCCAUACAGGAAGGAAAAUUAGCGGAUUCAAAAACUUUGUUUACUGUAAUUUCAUUCAAAUUUGUAUUUGUGUGACACCUUUCAGUGGAGUUCAUUGUUAAUUGCUUCAUUUGUUUCUUGUAGAAUUUCAACAGUGAGCUUUGAACUUGAGGCAACGUUGAGAUUGGCUAGAUUCCUUUGCCGGUAAGUUUCAGUUGAUCCCAUGAAUUCCUUACAGAAAAUCCAAGCAUUCGAGUAUUACAAACAUAUUCGCUUGUAUAUGUUUGUGUGCGUGUACCGUCCUUUAUCUAUCAAUGUAUCUAUAUUGCAUCAUGGCUUCCAUAGGUUUUUUAUUCGAAUUUCUCACACACUCUUCUGAUUUGAACACUGCCUUCACAUGUUAACUCUGACGGCUAGAGAAGCCGGAUUAGUUUUUCCUAAAGCGUCUUCUAUUUUUCUAAUGCCUGGAGAUUACAUGUCGACAUUCUCAGUUCACGCCAUCCUAUUAGGUCUAUUAUCCACUCAAUUAUCACCACAACCAAGGUUGGAUGAUUCAGUUGUAUCAGGACUAAAUCUGAGUAAGAAUGUCCCUCAAAAUAGUUUCCCUGAAAAUCUAACCCAUAUUGGGGAUUAACAUCUUGAAAAAGUGAUGUGAUUUGUACAUUCGAUGCUAGAGUUGCUUUUUGAUCAUUGAUGAUUAUUAUUUUUUAUUUUUAUUUUAACUCUUACUCAAAAUCAUGCCAUUAAGAUUGAUCUUUGUGCAUUCCUGGUUUUUUAAAAUUAAAUGUCUAUGUUUUCUUUUUAAUUCUUGAAAUGUCUGCCUGCCAAUUCUUUCUAGCUUUUGUAUGUCACUUGAAUAUCUUAAGAUGACUUUUUGGAGUAUGAUUUAUCUGAUCCCAUACUUAUUUAAUUUCCAAGAUCAACAUAUCUCUAUCCAUGCGACCAAAUUUGCUUGAUUAAUAUCGUUAACAUUAUAAAUGUAUAUCUUUAUCUUUUGUUCUUUAUGGACCUUUCCUGCAAUAUACAAUGUGUGCCUGACAAUUUCUUAUUUAUUGUUUUUCCAAUAUUUCAAGGCCAUCCGCUGAAAAUGUGCCUGAUAUCUGCAUCCAUUCUCGCCAUCUUUCUUAAUUUCUUGGAAACCAAUCACACGCUCGAUGGGUCUGACACGUUCUCACUUUGUGAAUCGUAUUGACUUUUCAGCCAUGAGCUUGCUAAAGAGGUGGUGGAUUUAUUGAUGGGCGCUGCUGACGGUGGAAAGUCCCUCAUCGACGCCAGCGACCGCCUGAUUCUAUACGUUGAGGUCGCUCGCCUAUUUGGGACCCUUGGCUAUCACCGAAAAGCUGCCUUCUUUUCACGUCAAGUUGCCCAGCUGUACUUGCAACAGGAUAGCGCUUAUGCUGCUAUAAGCGCGAUGAAGGUGUUGUCGUUGACUUCAAAGGCAUACCAUAUUCAGAGCAAGAGAGGCGACUCCAAUUCAGGUGCUUCCCCCAAUGUAAGUUGUUCUUCUCCGUUUGAUCUCCUUCUCUGACUGGUCUUUAGUUUCAUUUCUGUCUUCUGAUGCAUUUGUCAGAUUUAGAAAUAAAUUUUCUUUUUUUUCUUUUUUUUAAUCUUUUGAAAGGAGGCAAAGUCAACGCACGCUGAGGGCGGAAAGGUGCACCUCCAGUCGAUCGUCUCCUUGUUCGAGUCUCAGUGGAGCACCCUGCAAAUGGUCGUUCUUCGAGAGAUCCUGAUGUCGUCCGUCCGCGCCGGAGAUCCUCUCGCUGCCUGGAGCGCCGCAGCCCGCCUCCUCAGAUUCUAUUACCCCCUCAUCACGCCCCCCGGCCAGAGCGGCCUCGCGAGCUCCCUCGCCAACUCAGCCGAGCGACUCCCGCAAGGAACCCGCUGCGCCGACCCUGCGCUCCCUUUUGUCAGGCACGCCCUCUGCCCCAUCUAUCUAUCUAUCUAUCUAUAUCUCUGUCUCCGUACUCGUCCUCUGACCGUAGAACCCUGGAUCAAGCAGGCUGCAUUCCUUCCCGAGCCACCAUCCCUCGCAGACGGACAUCGUGAAGCGGACACCUGGGAAGGAGGACUGGUGGCUGGGCUCUGCCCCUUCCGGGCCCUUCAUCUACACCCCUUUCAGCAAGUCCCCUUCCACCGGCGGCGCCGCCAAGCACCACAACCACCACCCGCCGGAGCUCACCUGGGUCGUGGGCGAGCCCGUCCAUGUCCUCGUGGAGCUCGCCAACCCCUGCGGCUUCGACCUCACCGUCGACAGCAUCUACCUCUCCGCCCACUCCGGCAACUUCGACGCCUUCCCGGUGAGCCUUCGUCUCCCCCCGACCUCCGCCAAGGUGGUUCCUUUGUCCGGCAUCCCCACCGGCGUGGGCCCCGUCUCCAUACCCGGCUGCGUCGUCCACUGCUUCGGCGUCGUCACAGAGCACCUCUUCAAGGACGUGGACAACCUCCUCCAAGGCGCCGCCCAGGGCCUCGUCAUCUCCGACCCGUUCCGCUGCUGCGGCCUGGGAAAGGUGAAGCUGGCGGCGCCGCCCGCCAUCACGGCGGCGCCACCGCUCCCGCUUUUAGUCGCCCACGUCGUCGGCGGCGACGGGGCGGCGAUCCUGUACGAAGGCGAGGUCCGCGACAUCUCCCUGAGGUUGACCAACGCCGGCACCGUCCCCGUCGAGCAGGCCCACCUGUCCUUCUCCGGCAAGAACCAGGACGCCGUCGUCAACGCCCCAUACGAAGCUCUCAGGUCAGCGCUCCCCCUCCUCCCCGGCGCGGAAGUCAGCCUUCAAGUGACCGUCAAGGCCUGGCAGCUCUCCCCCGCCGACAGAAGGUCCAAGCAAGGAGCCAGCCCCCUCCUCGUCAUCUACUACGCAGGUAGGUACUCCAAUCUCUGUUCCUUCUUCUUCCUGAAACCAUAGCGUGUCACUGUUUCUUCUCAGGGCCGGUGGCGGCGGCGCCGGGGCGGCGGCUGGCGGUGCCGCUUCAGGUCUCCGUCUCGCGGGGGUUGCGGUUCGUGAAGGCCCGGCUGCUCUCCAUGGAGAUCCCCGCGCGGGUCAGCGAAACCCUGCCGGCGGCGGCGCCGCCGGCUGGAGAGGAAGAUGGCCGGAGAGGCGGGCGGCUGGUGAAGAUCAACCCAUACAGGGGGAGCUGGGGCCUCCGCCUGCUGGAGCUGGAGCUGUCCAAUCCCACCGACGAGGGCUUCGAAGUCAACGUGGUGGUCCUGCCGGAGGGCGGCGCCGCCGCCGCCACCGACUGCUCGACGACCAGAAUCGACAGGGAUUACUCCGCCAGGGUGCUGAUCCCGCUGGAGCACUUCAAGCUGCCGGUGAUCGACGGCUCCUUCUUGGGCAAGACGGAGAGGAGCGCCAAAGCGGAGGUGGACGCCUGCAUAGACAGCCUGAUCUCGAAGAUCAAGGUGCGGUGGCGGUCCGGGCGGAGCAGCCGCGGGGAGCUGAGCAUCAAGGAGGCAGCGCAGGCGGCGCUGCAGAGCUCCGUCAUGGACGUGCUCCUCCCCGACCCACUGACAUUCGGUUUCAGGCUCCGGCGAACCGGCGGCGCCGCCAUCGCCGCCAGCGAGAUGGUCCCCCUGGAGAUCCUCGUCCGCAACAACACCAAGGAGCUGAUCAAGAUGGACCUCACCAUCUCCUGCCGCGACGUCGCCGGCAACAACUGCGUCGACGGCGACAAUGCCACCGUUCUCUGGGCCGGUAUCCCCCCCACACACCCUUUUCUUCUAGCUCUGUGCUCUCUCUCUCUCUCUCUCUGUAAUUGGUUGUUGGGUCUUUCUCUCUCUUUCUUGUAGCUCUGGGCAGGUAUCCCCCCACACACCCAUUUCCUGUAUCACUGUGUUCUGUCUGUCUGUCUGUCUGUCUCUCUCCUCUCUCUUUCUCUGUGUGUAAUCAGUUGGUGGGUCUUUCUCUCUCUCGUUGCAGGAGUUCUGAGCGCGAUAGGGCUGGAGGUGCCGCCAUUGGAGGAGACGGCGCAUGGUUUCUCGCUCUACUUCAUGGUGCCUGGGGAGUACACUCUCCUUGGAGCUGCGGUAAUAGAAGAGGCCACGGACAUGCUUCGAACCCGAGCCAGGACCGAAUCCCCCGAGGAGCCCAUCUUCUGCCGCGGCUCCCCCUUCCAUCUGCAUGUCACAGCCGCCGUAUGA